Messenger RNA from Scophthalmus maximus (turbot), 2953 nucleotides. It is a transcript of the gene tdo2a, whose product is annotated as tryptophan 2,3-dioxygenase a. The coding region runs from base 336 to 1553 and encodes 405 amino acids. The transcript has 12 exons. Lineage: Eukaryota; Metazoa; Chordata; Actinopteri; Pleuronectiformes; Scophthalmidae. The record is from RefSeq and is a predicted model, not a curated record. Gene Ontology annotation, molecular function: L-tryptophan 2,3-dioxygenase activity; metal ion binding; heme binding.
UACUUCAACUCAACAUUUAUGAGUCGUUGUUAAUGUUUAAUCGGCAGGUAAAUAUUGCCAGAAUAAGAAUAACAGUCUUUUCGCAUAACUAUUGAUCUAAAAUUGAGUUUGUUGUUCGGAAGCGUUGUGUGAGAAUACAAACCGCCCACAUCCUGGAAAAACUUUGUUCUUUUAGCAUAACAGACAAAUAAGAGGCGGGCCGGAUGGCGGUUGCAUCCUCGUGGGCGAUUGGACGAGGUUGGCGGUUAUAAAUCUGGACCGCGCCGGAGACAAUUUUAGUAAAUAUUAUCCGAGGCAGAAGAAGAACACACCUUUCGCUGCCACUGGAACAAACCAUGAGCGGAUGCCCGUACUUUGAGAAGAAGCAUUUGUUGUUCAAAAACAAGCCUCCGAAUGCCGAAGAGGAGGACGCCUCUCAGGCGGGCGUCAACAAGGCCAGUCGAGGAGGAAUCAUCUAUGGGGAUUACCUGCAGCUUGACAAAAUCGUCUCGGCCCAGGUGUUGCAGAGUGAAGUCAAGGGGAAUAAGAUCCACGAUGAGCACCUCUUCAUCGUCACUCAUCAAGCCUAUGAACUGUGGUUCAAACAGGUUUUGUUCGAACUUGAUUCAGUGCGGGAGAUCUUCAUCAGCGGACAUGUCCGAGACGAACGCAACAUGCUCAAAGUGAACACCCGCAUCCACAGGAUCGUGAUGAUAUUCAGACUGUUGGUCGAACAGUUUUCUGUUCUGGAAACAAUGACGGCCUUGGACUUUUUUGACUUCAGGGAAUACCUGUCACCGGCCUCGGGCUUCCAAAGCCUUCAGUUUCGGCUGGUGGAGAACAAGAUCGGGGUCCCGGACAACCUGAGGGUGCCGUACAACAGACGCCAUUACAGGGACAACUUCAAGGGUCAUGAGAGUGAGAUGCUGCUCGCCACGGAGCAGGAGCCCACACUCUUAAAGCUCGUCGAGGAGUGGCUGGAGAGAACUCCCGGCUUGGAGGUGGACGGAUUCAAUUUCUGGGAAAGCCUGGAAAUCAAUAUAUUUGUAGGGCUGAAUCAAGAGAAGGAGAAAAUCGCGAUAAUGCCAGAUUCCGAGGACAAGGAGGAGAUGAUGGCCGAGCUGGUCAAACAGAAAGAGCUCUUCACUUCUCUGUUCGACGAGAAGCGCCACGACCAUCUGCUCAGCAAAGGUGAGAGGCGGCUCUCUUACAAAGCUCUACAAGGUGCCCUGAUGAUCUUCUUCUACAGGGAGGAGCCGAGGUUCCAGGUCCCCUUCCAGCUGCUCACGUUCCUCAUGGACAUCGACACGCUGAUGACGAAAUGGAGAUAUAAUCACGUAUGCAUGGUGCAUCGAAUGAUCGGCAGCAAGGCCGGCACAGGGGGCUCCUCCGGCUACCACUACCUGAGAUCCACCGUCAGUGACCGCUACAAGGUGUUUGUGGAUCUGUUCAACCUGGCGACCUUCCUGGUGCCUCGCCACUGGGUGCCCAAGCUGAAUCCCAAUGUCCACACGUUCCUCUACACGGCCGAGUGCUGCGACAGCUCCUACUGCAGCAACGAGGACUCAGACUGAAGGGAGCAUCUCUCUCUCUCUCUCUCUCUCAUCCCUCUGCGUCUCCUCUCUUACCGUAGACCAGAGCUCACAACAGUGGACCACAUUUGCAGAGCUAGAAAGAGAAAAAAGAAAAAACAGUUACCGUCAGGCUCGCAGGCGACGUUUCGUCCAAACGUGCAAGUAAACACACAUUUUGUCGCGAGGGUACGUAGUGUUUCAGCGGAGAGAGGUAGGCGUCCGGCUGGUGUUCCUGAGAAAGAAAAUUUCAGGACAGUCUAAAAUAUUUCCUGUUUUAGCACAAAUACUGAAUAGGGAUAUAAUAAUGUGCUUCAUAAGGAUCUUGAAUUUGAACUUAAUCUGGUGUUUUUUGGACAAAGGGUGCAGGAGCGGAAGUUAAAGUGGUUGACGGUGUAAACCACCAAAAUAUACAUCAGCGAGAAACAUUUUAUUCCUGCUGGUUUUUUCCAGUAAGUACGUACCCUGAGAUGUGAAUACAGAAAAAUAACAAAUGUACAAAUAUAUAAAAACAGGUACAUUUCUUUGUUUGGCAAGGAAGGUAAAAAGCCUUUUUGUUUCUUUGGUCAUUGUGACAUUAAUAACAUUCACCUUAAAACUAUAUUGAAAAAGAUACGACAGCAGAUCACUACUUCGCAACCCGCAACAUGAGGCUGCAGAAACCUGUGACACGGCGUCUGGCCAUGAAUAAAUCAAAUGGCCAGAGUAAACAGUUUGGCUCUAAUCUCUGCUGCCGACUGGUCACGAGUCACACGAGCAGCAGAUGGCUCCUUGAUACGAUUCGCUUAGAUGUUUUCUCAAUAACAUUAUGCAAAUUCGCCGCGACUGACCUGAGAGCGAAUGGAUCGGUGUCAGCGGCGAUCAGACUGGUGGCGGUGAAGACUUGUUUUUGUUUUUUUACAAAGCACGAGGCGGGUGUCAGAGGUCGAGCUAUUUCAGAUUCAACCCAGAUGUGACUCGGGAGGAAACAUCUGCAUGAGCGAUCAAUGUCAACUUCUAAAAUAAAAAACAACUUUGUACAUCAUAAAUGUGAAGCUGUGAAAUAGGAACCGUAAAAUCUGUACAUAAUGUUCAUACUGUUGUUUUUAUAGAUAAGCUGUGUAUAGUACUCUUCAUGUUUUGUAUUUAUGCAUUGAUUAAUUGAUCUCUGUAUAGACAAAUUAGAGUUAUAUAACCCAUGAAGUGUAUAACCUUAUGUAUUUAAGAUACAUAUUUUGUACAGUGCAUCUAUUCCUGUUGGUGAUUUUACAGUGGGGGGUGUGUGUGUGUGUGUGUGUGUGUGUGUGUGUGUGUUUUAGUCGCUCAGUUAUGAACCAACAUUUAUCAACUUGUGAAGUGAUUUAUUUUGUUUUACUGAUGCAAGAUGUUGACAUUUCAAUAAAAAGAAACAUUAUUUAAAAUGA